GUGGAAGAAAAGGUGAACUAGGAAAAACAAAUCGCCUCAGUCGCAUCGGGACAGAGAGUCCAGUGACGUGGCUCGAGAGGAUCGCCCGACUGUGGACAAACAGGGACUAAUAGAGGUUGGUAUGUUCUAAGAUGUCAGACAACAAAAGCCCAGUAAAUGACCCAGAAGAGGGUCAGGUCCCCAAAGCAUCGUCACAGGGUGAUUCCUCUGUUGACUCUCGGACCGACAGCUCAACAGAUGUAGUUCCUACCCACAAAACAAGGAGGAGACCAGAGAACAAACCCAAACCUGAAGAAACUCCAGAGACACUGGAGACGCCAGAAGAUGAUGCAGCAAAGGCCUCUGUGCAGACAACUGUUUCAGAAGGUGGCUGGGGUUACUGGGGAAGCUGGGGAAAGUCCAUUUUAUCUUCUGCCACAGCAACUGUGGCCACAGUAGGCCAAGGAUUGUCUCAGGUCAUCGAGAAGGCUGAGACGUCAUUAGGAAUCCCCAGCCCCCAGGAGCUCUCAGCUGAAGUGGAACAGGAAGAGAAAACAGAUGCUCCAUCCAGUGGGGAAGCAGAAAAGGUGGAGGAAGAGGGAUAUACGAUGGGAAUGCUGUCCUCUAGCAGUAUGGGGAUGCUCUCCUCCAUCUCCAGUAUGGUUCAGAAUACGGGUAAAACUGUAAUAAGUGGUGGUCUGGAUGCUUUAGAGUUUAUUGGAAAGAAGACAAUGGAUGUGAUCGCUGAGGGAGACCCUGGCUUCAAAAAAACUAAAGGACUGAUGAACAGAACCUCCACACUCUCACAGGUUUUAAGGGAGGCAAAGGAACGAGAGGAACAACAGAAGACUGAGAAUGUUACCUCGGAAACACAGAAGGUGGCCCAUUAUGGGAUGUUGUUCGAUGAGUUCCAGGGCCUGUCCCACCUGGAGGCUCUGGAGAUCCUCUCCAAAGAAAGUGAAGCAAAGGUGAAGUCUGUGCUUCUCACUCUGUCUGGUGAUGACUUGGUCCAGCUGAGAGAAGAGCUGGAGCAGAUCAAAGAGUCCUUCUCCCUCAUGGAGUUUGAUGAUGAGGAGGUGGACGAUACAAAAGAGGAUGAUGGUGAAAACUUUCGAAAGGAACUGACAGAAGCUCUAGAGAAGCUCCGCAUAUCGUCAACCGCCGAGAAGCUUUGCAAAGCUAGGAAGAACGCAUUCAGCCGCGUCAUAGACCUGAAGCUGCCAGCUGAAAUCAAGAAGGAAGAAGAGGAGGGCAAUGAGCAGGAGGAAGCAGUGACCAAAUGCACAGUGGAGGCUGCUCACUCAUCUGCUAUCACAAGCCUGGCUGAGCUCACAGCCAGAUCCAUUGAGCAGUUCCACAAGGUGGCAGAGAUGCUGCUUCACUCUAACACUAUAGAGGUCACUGCCCUAGAACAAGCCAGAGUCCUUUCACAAAUCACAAUUGUUCUCUGCAAGGAAAUAUCACUACUAUCCAAAAGGUUCACAGCUUGUUUAACUACAAUUGGGUCAAAUGAAAAGGGAGAGGUCCUUAAUCCACUAAUCACUGGAGUUUUCCUGGAGGCUUCCAACAGUGCAUCAUAUAUCCAGGAUGCUUUCCAGCUCUUAAUGCCAGUACUAGAGGUGUCUCACAUUCAGAGGACAGUUGACUCAGGCCACCACUAACGGCUCAGCACUCUUUACUGUGCCACGAAGGGAUCUGAACAACAGUCAAGGACAAUAAGAAUAAAAUGCUGCAGUAUUUUGAUUGUAAUCAAAAUGUUUAUUAAUGUGUAUGGAGCUGAAGUAAAUACAACAAAUACGUUUGAUGUACUAUAUGUAAUAGAUAAGAAUUGGCUUUUUAUUGUUAACUCUGCCAAUGAAGCGUCAUAGGGGGUUUUAUAUCAUUUUAAAAAUGUAAGUUAUGUAAUGCUGUUGUGCAUAAAAGGGCAUAGAUAUUUUCUCUUAUGCAGAUUUUGACCACUUAUAAGCUUUACACAGCAUCACUUAACACUUUGGUAAUCUGUUUUUGAAAGUGUGCAAACAAAUAGAAUUGUAUUCAUAAAGCAUAUCAUAACUGUGUUGUUUUGAUCUUCACUCCUUUAAAGGAAAAAUGCUGCCACAAAGGGUUCUUUGUUUGAUGCCAUAGAAAGACCAUUGUUGGUUCCUUAAAGGACAUAUUAAUAAAUGACUCUUUGCAGAACCAUU
Molecule: messenger RNA, 2162 nt
Organism: Pygocentrus nattereri (red-bellied piranha)
Lineage: Eukaryota; Metazoa; Chordata; Actinopteri; Characiformes; Serrasalmidae
Gene: fam114a2
Product: family with sequence similarity 114 member A2
Exons: 14
Coding region: 132-1640 (502 amino acids)
Source: RefSeq, a predicted model, not a curated record